AUGGUGAAACGCAAGAGAACCGACGCUGCCAAUGAGGACAAGACCUCUGGUAGUCCUCCCAAGACUACCAAAUCCGCCCCGGUUCCCGCAGAGACUCCCGAUGCAGCUCUCACCAUCCAAGUGAUCACUGGCUCAUAUGAGCGGGUUCUUCAUGGCUUCACGGCCGGGUUCCCAGCCUCCAGCCUGAAAGCUAAGACCGAAACUGACUCUCCGAAUAUUCAAUGCUCGGACACCUUCUUGUUCGAGGCCCAUGGAUCUGCAAUUCGUUGUCUGGCGUUGUCACCACUACCCAAACCCACCGACUCUGCCGAUGCGCAGAAGGUGAUGUUAGCUACUGGUAGUACCGACGAGCGAAUCAACCUGUACCAGAUCUCCGCCGCACCGCCUGCCGUGAACGAAGACUAUCCGUCAGUGCCGACCUUCGCCGGAAACAAGAUCCUCGAAAAUCCCCGGAACCGUGAGCUAGGAGCAUUGUUGCAUCACACCGCCAGCAUUACUUCAUUGAGCUUCCCUUCGCGAAGCAAGCUGCUCGCAGCUGGAGAGGAUAACACGAUCUCCAUUUCCAAGACACGUGACUGGACCGUUGUGUCAACUAUCAAAGCGCCAAACCCUAAAGUUCAAGGUCGACCAAGUGGUGACACAGCGCCUCCUGGGGCUGCCCCGUCCGGAGUGAACCACUUUGCGGUGCAUCCCAGUAUGAAGCUGAUGCUGAGUGUUGGGCGUGGAGAGAGAUGCAUGAGAUUGUGGAAUCUCGUGACUGGCAGAAAGGCAGGUGUGUUGAACUUCACCAGGGAGGUCCUCCAAGGUGUGAAGGAGUCGAGAUGGAGCACUGGCGAAGGUCGACGUAUUGCAUGGGACUCUGCGGGAGAUGAAUUUGCCGUUGCCUUUGAAUGGGGAGCCGUCGUAUUCGGGAUUGACUCGAUUCCACGAUGCAGAGUUCUUCCCAGCCCGCGGAGCAAAGUUCAUCAGAUGAAGUUUGUCUCUUUGCCUCUGAAGGGUGAUACAAAGGAAGAUUUCCUAGCCAUCUCUACGGAGGAUGGACGAGUGAUUCUCUACUCGACUAAAGAUUUGAAGGAAGCGGAGGAUGAUACCGAAUGUUCAAUCCCCCAUGCUACUCCCGUUGCUCAGAUUGGUGGAAAGCAAGCUGGAUUCCCGGGUCGUAUCAAGGAUUUCGAAGUCCUCACUCUUGAAAACCAAGCGAAGGAAUUCCGCAACGACUCUCUCAUCGUCACCGGCAACAGUGAAGGCGUUGUCCGCGUAUGGAAGGUUGCUGGAAAGGACCUUGCAGCAGCAAAGCAAGCAAAGCAGGAUACGGUUCAGCUUGGAAAGCUCUUGACCACCAACGAGACUGGUAACCGCAUUACAUGCUUAGUAGCUUUUGUCAUGUUGCCGGCGGAGGAUCCUUCCACCUUGAUAGAUUCUGAAGACGACGAGGAUGAAGCGGAAUCAUCAAGCGAUAGCGACGAUGAGUAG
Molecule: messenger RNA, 1473 nt
Organism: Penicillium bovifimosum
Lineage: Eukaryota; Fungi; Ascomycota; Eurotiomycetes; Eurotiales; Aspergillaceae
Product: putative 60S ribosome biogenesis protein Mak11
Exons: 2
Coding region: 1-1473 (490 amino acids)
Molecular function (GO): protein binding
Source: RefSeq, a predicted model, not a curated record